Messenger RNA from Verticillium dahliae VdLs.17, 768 nucleotides. RefSeq lists its product as uncharacterized. The record is from RefSeq and is a predicted model, not a curated record. The transcript is spliced from 2 exons. Lineage: Eukaryota; Fungi; Ascomycota; Sordariomycetes; Glomerellales; Plectosphaerellaceae. Gene Ontology annotation, cellular component: membrane; cytoplasm. Bases 1 to 768 code for a protein of 255 amino acids.
AUGUCUCUGCCACCGAUAGUCAGCGUGACGCUCCAGGGCGUCGUCCUGUCGGCGACGUCCAAUCUUCUGGCCCAGGCCCUGACGUCGUUCCGUGACGAUAAACCCUUUAUCGUCGACUGGGUCCCCGUCGUGCAGUUCAUCAUCUGGACCAUCGUCAACACGCCGCCGAAUUACCUCUGGUACGUCAUGAUCGCAGCGCAAUGCUGGUGCUCCAGCCACUACGCAUUCUUCGCACCGCCUCUGACCAACAUCUCCAGGCAAGACUUUCUCGAGUCGACCUUCCCCGCCUACCACGCCGCGCCCACGACAGCCGCCGUCGAAAAGGCCGCCCGCUCCGACGACGCCGCCCUCGACCAGGCCGCCGCCCGCUCGGCCCUCGUCGAGCCCAAGCUCAACAUGCGCAACACGCUGACCAAGACGCUCCUCGAUCAGACGGCCGGCGCCGCCGUCAACACGUUCCUCUUUGCCCUCUUCAUGAACGGCCUCAAGGCCGCCAUGCGCCGGCCCGCCGGCCUCGACGACCCCGCCCAGUCGGCCGCCUUUCUCGUCUCGGGCGCCGCCGUCGACUACGCCCGUGUCGACUGGCGCGCCGUCCUCGCCCAGGCCCGCCGCGAGUUUGUGCCCAUCAUCACGGCCGGGUGGCGCCUCUGGCCCGCCGUCAGCCUCGUCAACUUUGCCUUUGUCAAGACGGUGCCCAUGCGGAACCUUGUGGGCGGCCUGGCGGGCGUGGGCUGGGGGAUCUACAUGAGCCUGUUUGCGGCCGAGUGA